This is a messenger RNA of Elgaria multicarinata webbii, 2575 nucleotides long. It is a transcript of the gene SH2B2, whose product is annotated as SH2B adaptor protein 2. Gene Ontology annotation, cellular component: plasma membrane. Gene Ontology annotation, biological process: antigen receptor-mediated signaling pathway; intracellular signal transduction. The record is from RefSeq and is a predicted model, not a curated record. The coding region runs from base 97 to 2112 and encodes 671 amino acids. The transcript has 9 exons. NCBI's taxonomy places the organism in Eukaryota, Metazoa, Chordata, Lepidosauria, Squamata, Anguidae. Gene Ontology annotation, molecular function: transmembrane receptor protein tyrosine kinase adaptor activity.
UCGGGCUGGCGAGGACGGAGCCCGGGCGGUCGCUCGGCCCAUCUCCCCUCCCAUGCCUCUCCAAGCCCGUUUGCUGGUAGGUGGAAUGGACCAGUCAUGAAUGGCGAUGGCCUUUCUCAAGAACCUCCCUCCCAGCUUCCCGACUGGAGGGAAUUCUGCGAGCUCCACGCCCAGGCGGCCGCCGUGGACUUUGCCCAGAAGUUCUGCCAGUUCGUGAAGGAGAACCCGCACUACGACACUCCUGGAGCGGAGACCUCCUUCUCCCACCAUUUUGCGGCCAACUUCUUGGACAUCUUCAGCCUGGAGGUCAACAGGGGGUUUGCGUCCAACUCCCCCACCAAAUACAACAUUGUGCCUUUUGUGGGACUUCAGAACUGCCACAUGCCUUACGGGCGGGACCUCUUGCCGAGGAAAGAGCAGACCUCCACCGAGUCUCUGGACAGCAUGGACAACCCGGUCGCCUCCAGCAGGUAUCUGGGUCAGUCGCUGCAGGUCCAGGCGCGAAAGGUCUCCUCGUACGGACAGUCGCGGAGUUCGGAGGACGUCUCUGUCCACACUACCUCGAAGCCCAAAUUCAAGAAAGGGUUCUCCUUGAGGAACAUGAGCUUGUGCGUGGUGGAUGGCAUGAAGGAGAUGUGGCACAGGAGGUCUUCUCCAGAGCCGGGCGCCGAAGCCACGCAGAGCCGACGGUCCGACAGGGAACACUGUCCUCCCGGGAACAAGGAACACGGCGAUUCCAGGGAGAAAUGGACGCACAAGCUCCGGCUUUCAAAGGGGCAAUCUUCCAAAGUGGAUCUGGUGGACAUUCAGAGAGAAGGGGCUCUCCGUUACAUGGUUGCCGACGAUACGAACUGUGUGGGUAGCUCUCAGUGGCAAAAGUGUCGCUUGCUGCUAAGGAAAGCUGUGAAGAUGGAGGGGGAGAGGUUCCUUCUAGAAUUCUACGUUCCCCCCAAGGCUUCCAAAGCGAAGGUUAGCAUCCCUCUCUCGGCGAUAAUCGAGGUGCGUACAACCAUGCCCUUGGAAAUGCCGGACAAGGACAACACCUUUGUGCUGAAGGUUGAAAAUGGUGCUGAGUAUAUCUUAGAAACUAUCGACUCAUUGCAAAAGCACUCCUGGGUGGCAGAUAUACAAGACUGCAUAGAUCCCGGGGAUAGCGAUGAUGACGUCGAACUCGCCUCCUGUAGCCAAGGGGCUUGCCUGCCAAGCAGGGUGUCAUCUUGUAGCUGCGAGUUCUUGACAGAAGAUGUGUCCCACUUUCAAGACAGAUGUGCCAGCUCUGCUGCCCCAGACACCAUGCCAAAUCCUGCCACUGUUGCCACUGCACCGCACGGCAGGAUCAGGGACACCGCAGGAGAAUACCGAGCUCAUGUGCCAUUGGAGAAUUUCCUGCAGACGCUGGAGUCCCCAGCUACUGGAGGCAAUGCAGCAGGGGAGGAAAGUCAGAUGGAACCGGAGAUCAACCUCUUGGACUUCCCUUGGUUCCACGGGACGCUGUCUCGGGUCAAAGCUGCUCAGCUGGUGCUGUUUGGUGGGACCAGAAGCCACGGGCUGUUUGUCAUCCGGCAGAGCGAAACGCGGCCCGGCGAAUACGUGCUGACCUUUAACUUCCAGGGCAAAGCCAAGCACCUGCGACUGUCCUUGAAUGAAAACGGCCAGUGCCACGUACAGCAUCUUUGGUUCCAGACGAUCUUCGACAUGCUGAGGCAUUUUCACAUGCACCCCAUCCCCCUCGAGUCGGGCGGUUCUGCCGACAUCACGCUGCGCAGCUACGUGGUGGCACAGGGUCCGUUGCCUGAGGUCAGCCCAUCCCCAGCGGUGGCUUCCCAGCAACCCACAUGCAGAAAUGACCUCCAGUCUCAACACUACUUUUCUAGCUUUGUCCCAGUCACCUUUCAGCCGGCCUCCCCUUCAGAGGGCACCACAUCUUCCUCUUCCUCCUCAGCCAGCCAUUCCCUCUACCAUCGGAUGGAAGGGACUCUCAGCGCCCGGAGCCGAAGUAACAGCACCGAACGCCUGUUCGAUUCGUCUGCCGUCGGUGCUGAGGAUUAUCACGAAAGCGAGGGCUCGCGCAACAGAACCAGAGCAGUGGAAAACCAAUAUUCUUUCUACUGAUUUUGCUGUUGGGGAGAUUUUCAGGGGUCCCUCUCCCUUUGGAACGGUGAGAGCCGACAAGGCUGCUGAGGUCUCCCCUCCUUGCUGGCUGCUUCCACAUUGCAACAUUUCUUGGUACCCUCCUGGCCUCUGAAUAUGUGUGUGGCACUUUGAUCUGGCCUGCAAAGAGUUUCUCUCUCUCCUGCGCCUCAUUUCCUUGCACACUGCGGACUGAAGGUGGUCCUUCCCAUUCUUACUCUCUGGGCCAAGUGAGAGGCACCGUGGUUGCAAACUCCUGGCUAAAUUAUAGAGCUAAAGAAAUACAGACACAGUUCCUCUCUUCCAGUUGCCAUCUGGGUGUCAAACGCAGGAUCCAGAAGGGGGGGAGCCUCUAUUCCUGCACCUCUAUUGGGAGAGCCCUCUUUGUCAUCGGAAAGGACUUACAUGGAAUCAGGAAAUGGUGAUUAAACUUAACUGCAUUUGA